Molecule: messenger RNA, 1980 nt
Organism: Ilyonectria robusta
Lineage: Eukaryota; Fungi; Ascomycota; Sordariomycetes; Hypocreales; Nectriaceae
Product: ABC1 family-domain-containing protein
Exons: 2
Coding region: 1-1980 (659 amino acids)
Source: RefSeq, a predicted model, not a curated record
AUGUUGCGUCAAGGCUUGCUGGGCGCCUCCAGGGCGACCCGUGGCCCGGCGCUCCGUCUCCGACCCGCCUUCCCAUCCGCUUCCCCGCGCCGCCAUAUGCAGUCCGGCGGUCCCUACAAACCGAUGCGGCCCCCGUCGCCCGCCGAGCUCGGUGCUCCGAAGGCAGCCAAGCAAUACCGGAGCGGUCGGCGGUGGGGUCGGCGACUGGUAACCAUUUCCGUGGUGGGCGGCGUCGUCUACCUUGCUGAUAGGCAGGUCUACGCCGGCGGCUUCAUGCGGUCGCUGCGCACCUUUGGCACCGGCUUGUUUGUCGCCCUGGACUACAAGCUCAACUUCAGACCGGAGCCGCUCACGGGAGGCUCCGUCCAGGAUCUCCACAUGCGCAAUGCCGAGCGGCUGUUCCACCUGCUGCGGGCCAAUGGUGGCCUAUACCUCAAGAUCGGACAGGCCAUUGCCAUGCAAAGCGCUGUGCUGCCACCCGAGUUCCAAAAGAUGUUUGGGCGCAUGUUCGAUGAUGCGCCGCAGGACGACUGGAAGGACGUCGAGGCCGUAAUCCGCGAGGACUUUGGUGGUAAGACGGUCGAAGAGGUGUUUGGUGUCAGCUUCACCGGCAAGGAGGGCAUGGGAUUGAUGGAGAAGCAGGCUCGGGCGAGUGCAAGUGUGGCACAAGUCCAUUGGGCGAGGUUACCAGACGGUCGAGAGGUGGCAGUCAAGAUCCAGAAGCGGGAGAUUCAGAAGCAGAUCUCGUGGGAUCUGUGGGCGUUCAAAACAGUGACAUGGAUCUACUCAAGAUGGUUCGACCUACCGCUGUACACACUAGUACCCUUCAUCACGGAGCGUCUAGAGCUGGAGACUGACUUCCUCAACGAGGCCAAGAACUCGGAGACGAUGCGGGACCUCGUCAAUGGCGAGAAGAGCCUCAAGGGACGCGUCUACAUACCUACCGUGUAUCCCGAGUUCACUACGAAACGAGUCUUGGUGACGGAGUGGAUCGAGGGUGUGCGACUCUGGGAUAAGAAGACAAUGACCGGUAGGUGGUUCGGCGGCCACGGCAAUGGCUCACCCGGUGCCGGAAGCCCCUUGCCCCCAAUUGACAUGGCCAAGGCCCGACGAGAGCUCCGGACGAGACCGUACCAAGAGAAGCUCAAGCCGGAGCGCCAGGAGUGGCGGGGUCGGCGCGGGCGCGGCGGCCUCGGCCUGUCGACCAACGAAGUCAUGACGACCAUGAUCGAUCUAUUCUCGGCGCAGAUCUUCAAGUGGGGAGUCGUCCACUGCGACCCCCACCCUGGCAACAUCUUCAUCCGGCGGUUACCGAACGGCCGCUCGGAGCUGGUGCUCAUCGACCACGGCCUGUACGUGUACAUGUCGCAGAAGUUCCGUCACGAGUACGGCACGUUCUGGAAGGCGCUCAUGACGUUCGACAACAAGACCAUCACACGGGUGACGGAGGAGUGGGGCAUCAAGGCGGCGGACCUGUUCGCGAGCGCGACCCUAAUGCGCCCGUACGAGGGCGGCGACUCGUCGACGCGGGACAGGUUCAUGCAGGAGCUCGAGGGCGCGACGCCGGCGGAGCGACACUACGCGAUGCAGCAGCGGAUGAAGCAGGGGAUCCGCGAGAUCCUGACGGACGAGGAGAAGUGGCCCAAGGAGCUCAUCUUCAUCGGGCGCAACAUGCGCAUCGUCCAGGGCAACAACCAGUACUUGGGGUCGCCCGUGAACCGCAUCAAGAAGAUGGGCGAGUGGGCGAGCCGCAGCCUAUUUGAGGACCCGAAUGUGCCGUGGAGGUUGCGACUGCAGAACCGCUGGCGCCACGUCCUGUUCAAGGCGGUCAUGACCGUGACGGACAUUGCCUUUUACAUCUUCAAGCUGCGGCAGUGGCUGGGCGUUGGCGGCGGCAUGGAGGACGAGAUGGAGAAGCGCAUGAAGGAUGUUGCGCAGGACUUUGGCAUUGAGUUGCAGCACGAGGUGUUUGAGGGAUGA